AUGAGAGGCCAUGAGCUUAAGAAGAAUGCUUUGCUUGCCCGCGGACCACCAUUGCUAGAUGUAGAUUGGCAGAAUCAUAAGAAGUGUAAUAACCCACCAUUGCAUUUCAACCUUUCCCACACAGAUUCAUUAAUUGCCUGUGGGGUGACAGUACAUGUUCCGUUGCAUUGUAUUACGACUGUAGACCCGGAAGUUCAGCGAAAGCAAUUUAUAAAGUUAUGGACUCUUAAGGAAGCAUAUGUGAAAGUAUUAGGAAAAGGUUUCUCUGCUGCACCUUUUUAUACCUUCACAAUUCAGUCGAAGGCUGGCACAGGAGGAGGCUACAAUCUUUGCGAGGUUUGUUUUAGACUUAAAAUCAUUAUGCUGCAAUCUGUAUUGAAGAUGAUCAAGCUAGUGGAGGUGCAAUUUCAGUUGACAUAG
Messenger RNA from Arabis nemorensis, 420 nucleotides. Lineage: Eukaryota; Viridiplantae; Streptophyta; Magnoliopsida; Brassicales; Brassicaceae. The record is from the annotation of a GenBank genome assembly.